AUGGACAUUGCAAGUGUAUUGCUGCACCUCAAUGCACCAUGCAUUGGUGCAGCUGAUCUGGUGCUUGCAUUACUGCUCCCCGUUCCCCAGUAUCUCGAUUACCCUGAGUAUCCCCGUUCUCCCAUCAUCCCCAUUACCGUCACCUUCCCGUUCCCCCCAUCUCCCCGUUCCCCCCAUCGCCCCGUUCCCCCCAUCUCCCCGUUCCCCCCAUCGCCCCGUUCCCCCCAUCUCCCCGUUCCCCCCAUCGCCCCGUUCCCCCCAUCUCCCCGUUCCCCCCAUCGCCCCGUUCCCCCCAUCUCCCCGUUCCCCCCAUCGCCCCGUUCCCCCCAUCUCCCCGUUCCCCUCAUCGCCCGUUCCCCCCAUCAUCUCCAUGACCUGUUUCUCCCCAUCCCCAUCCCCAUGCACCUGGGCAGUGUGCGUGAAGUGCAUGCGCUGCUGCAGCUGCAGGAGGCGUGGGUGGGCACGUGGGCGGGCAACAGCAACGCCACCACGGCGUGCUCUGCGUGGGCUGGCGUCACCUGCAGCCCCAACGGGGCCGUCCUUGCCCUGGACUCCAACGCCUUUGCCAUGGAUCCUCCUCCCACUGGCACCAUUCCUGCUGCCAUCACUGACCUCACCACCCUUCGAUACCUGUGCGUCCACUCUACCCUCUCGCUCUCCCAUUUCCUCUCAUCCCUCCUGCACCAUGUUUUCCAUUUCCCCUUUGCCCCUCCCUUCGAUCUGACGUACGGCAUCAACCUCGAGGGCCCCAUGCCAUCCCUCUCACCUCUCACCCACCUCACUCACCUGUACGUCUCACACCCUCCUCUCUCAUCACAAGAAACACGCCUCCCAUCCCCACACAGCCCCUCACCACCACCCCUCACCACCCCUUAUUGCCCCUCACCUCACCGCCCCCCCGCUCACUCGCAUGGACUACAUGUGAUCACGGAACCGUCAUGUUCUUCUGACCUGUCCUUUUUUUCCUUCGAGGACUUCGUUCCAAGCCCCCGCUUUUCACUCAAUCAAUCAAGAUUGUCGUUGCCCUUUGCAGCACAUGCCCCAUCCCACAGUAUGGGCCGCAUUGCCCCCUGCGCAUGCCCAAUCCCCCUGCACAUGCCAUAUCCCCCUGCACAUACCCAAUCCCCCUGCACAUGCCUUAUCCCCCUGCACAUGCCCAAUCCCCCUACACAUGCCCCCUCCCUAUUCGUGCCCCUCCCCCCUGCACAUGCCCCACCCACCCGCCUGCCUGUGUGCAUCGCUCCCUGUAGAGCCCUGGGAGCAGACAGCUGCUUGCUCACCGGCACUGUGGACGAACUCUCGUGGCUCUCCUCCCUCUCCGCCCUGCAGUUAUUGUAA
Molecule: messenger RNA, 1338 nt
Organism: Closterium sp. NIES-65
Lineage: Eukaryota; Viridiplantae; Streptophyta; Zygnematophyceae; Desmidiales; Closteriaceae
Source: the annotation of a GenBank genome assembly